AUGAUGGGCGGAAACAGUGUUAUUAAGCAGCAGGCGCUUGAAGACAUUCUGACGGAGAAGCAGCUCCAUCAGAUAGUCAAAGAAUAUGAGGGCGAGGAGCCGUGGCAGUUGACGGACUAUUCGAUCAAGCCGGCGACCGAAGGUCUUGCAGGUUUCCUAGGCGUACAUCUGAAGAUACGUCUGAACGUCAAGCUCGAAGGAAGGACGAAGACGAUUCACUUGUUCGCGAAAUGUAUGCCGUUCGACAAUAAGCCGAAGAUAGAUUUCAUUGAUAGAAACAACUUUUAUAGGAGAGAGAUGAUCAUGUUCCAAUUAAUUGAGAAGAUGCGUGCUUCGGAAGGCCCGAACCCCUGGUGCACAAGAGCCCUCGUAUGCAACGAGUCGAUCCUCGUGCUCCCGGACCUGCACGUGCAGGGCUACGCCACGCGCCCGCACAACCGGACUUUAGAUCUCCCGCACGUGCUGGUCGCGGCCGCGUCGCUGGCCCGCUGCCACGCCGCCGUCGCCAAGCACGAAGCCCGAUUCGACAAGCCACACAGCUUCUACCGGGAGCACGAGUCCACCCUGACCGAGCCCAACUUCGUCGCGUCGCCCUGGCUCACCGCCGCCGCCAAACUCACGACCAACAUCCUGACCGCCUUCUCGACGAAGCCUCUCAAGGACAUCCCCGGCCUGGAGGACAAAAUUCAUCACGGAUUCCUGGCGGCCUGCGACGACCUGACGCUCCACGAGGACACCCUCAACGUGGUGCUCCACAAGGACAUGUGGCCGAAUAACAUCAUGUUUAAAUACGAGAACGGCCUGCCCGCCAACGCGCUGCUGAUCGACUUCCAAUGCAUCCGCUACGGGCCUCCGUCCUUCGAUCUGAUGGCGUUUCUGUACCUGACCACCUCGCGGUCGUUCCGCGAGCAGCACGAGAGGAAGAUCCUGCACUACUAUUAUUGUGUGUUUUACGAGUCGCUGGACGAUGCCACGAAGCGAAAGCUUAACGAUCUGGGAUUCGAUAGGGAGGAGUUUCUGAGGUGGUGCGAACGGAGCCGCAGGUUCGGGUUGUGCGAGGCGAUCAGCAUAUUCCCCUACGUUUUGAUGGAUCCGGUGGUCGCUCAGAAGACUUUCGAUGAUCCGGUCACCUUCGACAAGUAUUUCGUGGAUGAUCGCUCGGAACCCGUCCUGGCUCACGCGAAUGAGGACCCUAUUUAUAAAAACCGACAGCUGGAAGUUGCCGAAGAGUUUGUCGAGAGAUUCGUUCUGAAUCAACCUUGA
Messenger RNA from Ostrinia nubilalis (European corn borer), 1263 nucleotides. RefSeq lists its product as uncharacterized. The transcript has 2 exons. Bases 1 to 1263 code for a protein of 420 amino acids. NCBI's taxonomy places the organism in Eukaryota, Metazoa, Arthropoda, Insecta, Lepidoptera, Crambidae. The record is from RefSeq and is a predicted model, not a curated record.